AUGCAUUUUGGGCACAAGAACAAGAGCAGAUCGAAGCUUCCAGGGCAGCAGGCCUUGCUGAUCCAGAUGCAGCUGCUCCGAUGCCUCCUCCUCCACGGCCGUCCCAGGCGCCUUCUGAUCCGCGCCGCAACGACACCCGCGACCAGAGCCGCCGCGAUGACCAACGUGGCCAGCGCUCAGAAAGCAGACGCUCGGACAGCAGGCGCUCAGAUAGCAGACGCCCAGAUAACAGUCGCCGAGACAAUGGCUACUACGACGACCGACGUGACUCGCGCCCGGAUAACAGUCGCCGAGACAAUGGCUACUACGAUGACCGACGUGACUCGCGCCCAGAUGGUAGGCGCAAUGAGUAUCGCGAUGAUCGUUACUACGAUCGGCCCUCGGACGACAGAGGUCACCACGGUUCCUAUGGGUAUGACAGACGUCAAACCUAUGAUACCAGGGACGACCGACGUGGUUAUUACCGAAACCGAAGUCCCACUCCACCUCGGUACCGAAACCGUAGUCCCACUCCACCUCGGUAUCACUCCCCCGCUCCCGCCCGCGGACGACAGCACAGACAAGGCCAAGAUGGCCCUGAAGCGCGAGCGCAAAGAUGCUGCCGCAGCAGAGGCUGAAGCAGAUUCUAACGUCCAAGAGGACGUCCCCAUGGAUGAUGUGGCUCCAGGGGUCAAUGGCUUGACCGACGAGGAGUAUCAGACGCUGGCACAAAAGAUUGAACAGUCGGUUCUACAGAAGGUGCAAGCAGACCAAGAAAAGUUGCUUUCUGAAGCACUCGGUGCGAAGAACCGCCAGAUCCAAGACCUCGAGACGCAAGUGGAAAACAUGCAGAACGUGAUGGCGACUCCGGCGUCACAGACUGGUGGCUUUACUUCUGGUACAUCAACACAAAACCAACAGCCACAGUACAGUGGCUUUGGUAACCCCAUGGGAGCACAAAACCAACAGCCACAGUACAGUGGCUUUGGUAACCCCAUGGGAGCGCCAGAACCACGGCCACUGUUUCCUGGCUUUGGUGGAACGCCACCCCCUCCAGCCUCAAAUGAGUCACAGAAGAGUGCCUUUAGUAAUACGGCAUUCCGUCCAGCUCCACAGAAUAGUGGAUUUAGUAAGAACCCAUUCUCUUCAUCCCCAAAGAUGCCACAGACCGGUGGCUUCAAGCCGGCAGAGAACGGAGAGUCGAGUUCACAGUCUGAUGAACUCCCAGGCGCCACUACACCUGUCGCUGAGGAUGAGGAAGACCUCCUUGAAUACAGCGAUGAGGACCUUGUGGGGUCAGAUAAUGAGAAGGAGAAGGAGAAGAAGGAGAAGAAGGAGAAGAAGGAGAAGGAGGGGAAGAAAACCGAGGGAGGUUUUCUGAGUGGAGGUCCGCUUGACAGUUAA
Alternaria ethzedia is the source of this 1383-nucleotide messenger RNA. RefSeq lists its product as uncharacterized. The transcript is spliced from 3 exons. The coding region runs from base 1 to 1383 and encodes 460 amino acids. Lineage: Eukaryota; Fungi; Ascomycota; Dothideomycetes; Pleosporales; Pleosporaceae. The record is from RefSeq and is a predicted model, not a curated record.